AUGGCUGGCUGCACCUUGCUGUUCCGGGGCCUCCUCCUCGCCUUCACCCUUACCCUUGUCCUGCACCAGGUGGAGCUUUCAGUGUUUCUUCCAGCCCCGGAGGCAAACAAAGUCCUGGUGAGAUGGAGACGCGCUGGUUCUUAUCUCCUGGAGGAAAUCUUCAAGGGCAACUUGGAAAAGGAAUGUUAUGAGGAAAUCUGCAACUACGAGGAAGCAAGAGAAGUGUUUGAAGAUGAUGUCGUGACUGAAAGAUUCUGGAAACAGUACGGUGGUGGCUCUCCAUGCACCUCCCAGCCCUGCCUCAACAACGGGCUUUGCAAGGACUACAUCCGCAACUACAGCUGUGUGUGCUCCGCUGGCUAUGAGGGCAGGAACUGCGCAAUGGCUAAAAACGAAUGUCACCUCGAGAGGACCAACGGGUGCCAGCACUUCUGCCAUCCAGGGCAGUCAUCCUACAUGUGCAGCUGUGCAAAUGGCUACAAGCUGGGAACGGACCGCAAAUCAUGCAGUCCAAGUGACAAAUGUGCCUGUGGGGCUCUGACUUCCAAACACAUCAGGACACUGGAAAAAGACGGCCAGGAUCCACCUAGCUUCCCGUGGCAGGUCAGAUUAACAAAUUCCAAAGGAAAGGACUUCUGUGGUGGUGUUUUAAUCCAGGAGGACUUCGUGUUGACCACAGCAAAGUGUUCAUUACUACACAACAACAUUAGUGUCAAAGCAAAUGCUGGCCAGAGAAUUGGGAUCAAGAGCGCUCAUGUGCACAUGCGCUAUGAUGAGGAGUCAGGGGAGAAUGACCUCUCACUGCUGGAACUAGAGAAACCCUUGCAUUGUCCCAGCUCAGGGCUCCCUGUCUGUAUCCCAGAGAGGGACUUUGCCGAGCAUGUCCUCAUCCCUGGAACAGAGGGUCGCCUCAGUGGCUGGAUGCUCAAUGGCACAGACCUGGAUACCACACCGAUGAUGAUGCCGGUCACACAGGUGGAUGGGGAGGAAUGUGGACAGACCCUGAACGUGACUGUCACAACAAGAACAAGCUGUGAGAAGGGCAGCGUGGUGACGGGGCCUUGGGUGGAGGGCAGUGUGGUGACCCGAGAACACAAGGGGACCUGGUUCCUCACAGGGAUCCUGGGUUUGCCACCACCAGGGCAGUCACAUGUGUUCCUCCUCACCACAGUCCCAAGAUACUCGAUGUGGUUUAAACAGAUCAUGAAGUAA
Molecule: messenger RNA, 1212 nt
Organism: Onychomys torridus (southern grasshopper mouse)
Lineage: Eukaryota; Metazoa; Chordata; Mammalia; Rodentia; Cricetidae
Gene: Proz
Product: protein Z, vitamin K dependent plasma glycoprotein
Exons: 8
Coding region: 1-1212 (403 amino acids)
Biological process (GO): blood coagulation; proteolysis
Cellular component (GO): extracellular region
Molecular function (GO): serine-type endopeptidase activity; calcium ion binding
Source: RefSeq, a predicted model, not a curated record